Nylanderia fulva is the source of this 517-nucleotide messenger RNA. The record is from RefSeq and is a predicted model, not a curated record. NCBI's taxonomy places the organism in Eukaryota, Metazoa, Arthropoda, Insecta, Hymenoptera, Formicidae.
UUUGUAUGUGUGCAUGAUAAAAGUUAUUAAUACUAUAAUGUAUGUAUAUGUGUCAGCAACUUAAUAGAAAUUAUAUGAGAUAAAUUAUGGCUAGAUGUUUGAAGAUGGAUAUCACGUAUCGUUAUCUCAAAUGGCAUAUAUUAUAACCGUUGUUAUGAAUUUAAUUGGUCACAUGUGCAUGUAUUGCGCACUUGGCGAAUUUUUAACUGCACAGUGCGAUCAAAUUCAUUACGCUGUGUAUUCAAACGAAUGGUAUAAUAUGGAUCCAAAAAAUGCGCGGAGUUUAAUUCUUCUUUUGGUCAGAACUAAUAAACCUCUUCAUCUUAGCGCUGGUAAAGUGUUUCCCUUAACAAUGGUCACAUUUUGCGAUCUUUUAAAGACGGUAGCUGGUUAUAUAUCUGUUUUGCUUACAAUAAAAACUUAACCAACAAUCUGAGGUAGUGAGAAUUUAACGUAAUGUAGUCAUAGUUCGUAUGCGUAGUAGAUGAACAAAAAAAAAGUAUUAUUUCAAAGUAAU